AGCGCGUCGCAAACGUUUUCACAAUUCGUAUUUAUUUGUUGCUGCUGGACGAAACCAUACGGAAAGACUGACCAAAAUGUCCGGUUUGGAGUCGUACAUCAACCACACAGUGUCCAUCAUCACGGCGGAUGGACGGAACUUUAUCGGGACACUGAAAGGAUUCGACCAGACCAUCAACAUCAUCAUCGACGAGUGCCAUGAGCGCGUCUUCUCUACGACUUCCGGCAUCGAGCAGAUCGUCCUGGGUCUGCACAUCAUCCGCGGGGACAACAUCGCCGUGAUCGGGCUGAUAGACGAGACCGUCGACUCCCGCCUGGAUCUGGCCAACAUCAGGGGCGAACCGCUGGGACCAGUGGUGCACUAGGAUAGCAAAUAAAACCAGUGAUUCUCAAGACUAAAA
This is a messenger RNA of Drosophila rhopaloa, 400 nucleotides long. RefSeq names its product U6 snRNA-associated Sm-like protein LSm8. Lineage: Eukaryota; Metazoa; Arthropoda; Insecta; Diptera; Drosophilidae. Gene Ontology annotation, molecular function: RNA binding. The transcript has a single exon. The record is from RefSeq and is a predicted model, not a curated record. Gene Ontology annotation, cellular component: U6 snRNP; precatalytic spliceosome; U4/U6 x U5 tri-snRNP complex. The coding region runs from base 77 to 364 and encodes 95 amino acids. Gene Ontology annotation, biological process: mRNA splicing, via spliceosome.